AAGACCAAAGCACGCGUCCCCAUGUACUGGCCUUGCGCGGUCACCUCUGAUCGCUGUGAUGGGAUCCUCCAUCCUCUAUCGCGCGCUUCGAGUUGUGCUAGUAUCACAACCACAUGGUGUUGAGGGGAUGAGUCGCUAACAUUGCAAAGUAUAUAGUCGCACCAUAGUCUUGUGUUGGAACGACUGACCUCCUCCACAACUCACAUCGACUCCACAUCCACGAGAGUGUACCACGCUUUGUCAAGAUCUUAUUCCACCAUCGACCAAGACUCAGACGUCCCCACAGUCUCCCAUCAACAUUUAUCGCCACUCUCGCAAUGAAGGUCAUAACCAUCCUUCUCGCCUUCAUGGCGGCAGCAGUCAUUGCCCACCCCAUCGAUGCUCCCGCAGACCUUGUCGAUCGUGGCGUCGGUGGCAAUAGUGGCACUCACGGCACUGGUGGCUUCAAGCGGGACGAGCUUGAGGUCCGGGGCGUCGGUGGCAAUAGUGGCACUCACGGCACUGGUGGCUUCAAACGGGACGAGCUUGAGGAUCGCGGUGUCGGUGGCAAUAGUGGCACUCACGGCACUGGUGGCUUCAAGCGGGACGAGCUUGAGGAUCGCGGCGUCGGUGGCAAUAGUGGUACUCAUGGCACUGGUGGUUUCAAGAGGGAGGAACUCGAGGUCCGGGCCGUCGGUGGUGCUGGGCGCAUCCAAGGGAAUGGUGGGUAUUGAAACACCCAAUGAACCAAUCGUCCUCGGUGCGAUGCAUCACCAUCCGAGGCCGAGUGCGUUCGGCUAGGAUUCAGUUGCUCGCCGUCAUGAAUCGGCCCUCCCAGUCUC
Messenger RNA from Exophiala viscosa, 821 nucleotides. RefSeq lists its product as uncharacterized. The transcript has 2 exons. NCBI's taxonomy places the organism in Eukaryota, Fungi, Ascomycota, Eurotiomycetes, Chaetothyriales, Herpotrichiellaceae. The coding region runs from base 379 to 780 and encodes 133 amino acids. The record is from RefSeq and is a predicted model, not a curated record.